Camelina sativa (false flax) is the source of this 441-nucleotide messenger RNA. RefSeq lists its product as uncharacterized. The record is from RefSeq and is a predicted model, not a curated record. NCBI's taxonomy places the organism in Eukaryota, Viridiplantae, Streptophyta, Magnoliopsida, Brassicales, Brassicaceae.
AUGAUUCUCUUGUACUCAUUUUCUAAAAUCGAAUUGCAUGCACAAUGUACUCAUAAUGCACAUGUAAUUCGAUCCAAAGUCAAUUUCUCUUUGUCUGAUGAUGAUUCAGAUAAGAAAACUCCGGUUACUAAAGAUUCUGGCAAGCCGGAGCUUCCGCCUCCUUAUGACCCUUUCAGUAAGACACCGGCGAUUGAGGUACCAGAGGAUCCUAAGAAUCUCCAAGAUAUAUUCCACAAGAUGAGAACUGAGGGUUUUACUAAUGAAGCUAUGAAAAUGUUUGAUGCGCUCAAAGUUUUCAUGCGGCUCGCAGGGGAUGCAAGAACACUUAAGGAUGCGAAGAAUUACUCGUUGGAAAUGAUGGGAAUUGGCAUGAGCCAUAAUGCUGCCACUUACAGUCCAGUGUUUGAAGGCCGAAAGGAGAUUGAUCGCUUGAAAGAAUAA